Molecule: messenger RNA, 1953 nt
Organism: Styela clava
Lineage: Eukaryota; Metazoa; Chordata; Ascidiacea; Stolidobranchia; Styelidae
Product: glutathione hydrolase 1 proenzyme-like
Biological process (GO): glutathione catabolic process
Cellular component (GO): plasma membrane
Molecular function (GO): glutathione gamma-glutamate hydrolase
Source: RefSeq, a predicted model, not a curated record
UAAGAUUCCAUGAUUAAACGUUAACUAUGCUAAGUCCUGCAUUAGCUAAAAUUGUGUUCGCAUCUGCGGCAUUCAGCCUGGCAAUCUUCACGAAUUUGCUGAGUAAUGUGACCGGGCAUUUCUAUAAGCUGAAGUAUAGCUUUUCCGAAGAGGUCAAUAUCGAGCAAAAAGUGACUGAAUUUCUUAACGAAAAGAAUGACGUGUUUUAUCAUGCUGCAGUUGCUUCAAGUCAGCUUGAGUGUUCUAUCGUUGGAAAAGACAUUCUAAAAGCAGGUGGCAAUGCAGUCGAUGCCUCAAUUGCAUCAACACUCUGUGAAGGUGUUGUUGAACCUUAUCAUUCCGGAAUUGGUGGAGGAGCAAUUAUGGUAAUUUACAAUCACACAACAAAGUCAACAACAACCAUAUUAUCUAGAGAGAAAGCACCGUCAGCUGCCACCAGCGAUAUGUUUGUCGGGAUUGAGAAUCCCAAAAGAGGUGCAAAGCUUAUCGCAGUACCAGGUCAACUAAGAGGCUUAGAAUAUGCCUACAAGAAAUACGGUGGAAAGAUAUCUUGGACUUCUCUUUUCCAACCCGCCAUUGAUAAAGCUAAAAAUGGAUUUACAGUAAGCGGAGAAUUAGCGAUUAUGCUGGAAACGCUUUACAAAGAUGUCGUAGCAUGGGAACUAGAUUCGUUGUUUUGUGAUAUUUAUUGCAAUGAAGAUAAAACUGGGAUGAAGCAGGAAGGCGAUACUGUAAAAAAUCCUCUGCUUGCUGAAACGUUGACAAAAAUUCAGCAAUAUGGAGUAGACGUAUUUUACAAUGGUGAAAUAUCAGAUCAAAUAAUUGAUGAAAUUCGGGGUCAAGGAGGUAUCAUAACCAAGAAAGAUUUGUUGGAUUAUGAUGUCAUUGAAAAGCCAUCAAUAAAAAUCCCACUUCCAAAUGCGGGUUACACAAUGCACGCAUCCCCAUUACCUAUGGGAGGUCCGGUGUUAGGAGCGAUACUAUCUGUCAUGGACCUUUUUGGCAUCACUCCACAAGACUACCAGAGCAAUGCAACAAUUCAAUGGCAAAGAACAAUAGAAUCAUUCCGACAUGCUUAUGGAGCACGGUAUAGCAUGGGUGACCCGAUCUUUGCUCCUCAAGCCCAGAUUAUAGAAGAUAAAAUAGUAUCUGGAGACUUCGCAAAGGAGACUAUAAGUAAAAUAUUCAGUGAUAGAACUUUUCAUGAUCCUGCUUAUUACGGCGCAAAAUUUAUGAAACCUACAGAAUCAUCUACUUCACAUUUAUCAGUACUUGAUCAAAAUAAAAAUGCUGUUGCAAUCACAUCCACCAUUGCCUACUCAUGGGGGUCGUAUGUAAUAUCACCAUCAACUGGAGUUAUUUUUAACGAUAUUAUGACGGAUUUUUCAUUUCCAACUGGAGAUCCUGCUCACGACUCUGAGCUAUAUGCAGAAAACCAAAUAGAAGGCGGAAAACGUCCCUUAUCAUCCAUGACUCCAGCGAUAUUACUAGAUAAUAACCAACAACCAGUAUUCGUCAUCGGAGGAGCUGGUGGAUUGAGGAUUCCAACAUCUGUUGCACAAGUAUUACUCAGGUUAUUAUACUUGGGUUCCGAUGAAGACAUCACGUCUGCAAUUAAAGAAAAAAGACUGCACGACAGUUUGAUACCGGAUUACAUGGAAUAUGAAGGCGGUUUCGUUCCAGGAGUAGUGGAAAAAUUACGGAAAAUCGGACAUAAUAUUAAAACGAUGAUUGCAAAACCCCGCGUUAACGGAAUCCAAAUUAUAAAAUCUCAAAUCAAUGCAUAUUCGGACCUAAGAGACAAGGGAGCUGGAGCAAGUGGAUGGUGAAAAAGACAAUGCAAAAGUAUCAUGACAUAGAGUGCCAUAUCUGACUCAAAAAUAAAUUGAAACUAUCAAGCCUUUCCUCUGCAUUUCUUAGAUUUUAAAUACCUGAAUUAUACAUGAGUAUCAA